AUCAAAAAUCGAGAGAAGUACUCAUCUUACUACAUCGCACAACCUGCAGUACAGUAUGGGCCAACUUCUGGACACAACUGCUGCUGCUCAGAAAUGGAGCUCUUUCUUGGGGCACCAGGCACUGAUCAGCCUGGCCAUAUUUUGCAUAGUUUUCCUGGUUCUUCGGACUAUACUCCAGGAGGUAAAGGCAACUAAACGCCCAUUGGACUUUCCUCCUGGCCCAAAAGUGAUACCGUUUAUAGGGAAUGUGCCUCUGUUUAAGAAACCCGAUGUUGCCAUAGAGGAAGUUACGAAACAGUAUGGAGAGGUGUGCAGCGUAAUGGUGGGCAAGAUUUCCAUGGUGUUUGUGAGUGGCUACCAGGCAGUAAAAGAGGUCCUAGUGCAUCAAGGGCAUGCGUUUGCAGACCGGCCAAACAACCCCCUCAUUAAAAAAGUAAACGAAGGCCUAGGCAUUAUUUUUGCUCCAUAUGGAAAAUAUUGGAUGCAACAUCGUAGGUUCACUCUGUCAACAUUGCGGAAUUUUGGACUUGGUAAGUCAUCCAUAGAACAAACCAUUCAGACAGAGGUUGGCUUCUUAAUUGAGGCAUUUAAACAGAAAGGAUCGGCAUUUGACCCUCACUAUAACUUAAACAGUGCUGUGGGAAACAUAAUUUGUUCCAUGGUGAAAGGGAAACGGUAUGAAUACAGUGAUAAGCAGUUCCAGGUUUUUUUGCACCUCAUUGAAAACAAUCUUCAGCUCCAAUCAGGGCCGCUGGGAACUUUAUGCAACAUCUUUCCCUUCUUGAUCGACUUUCCUGGACCGCAGCAGAGAAUAUUCAAAAACAUGGCAAAAUCUAAACAGUUUAUUCGUGAUAUAAUAUCUGAACGCCAUGCAACAAGAGAUCCCCUCAAGCCAAUGUGCCUGAUUGACACCUACUUGUCUCAAUUGGAGAAAGAGGACAAUCCCAACACCAGCUUCUCAGAACAGAGUCUCAUCAUGUUGACGUUGGACCUUUUCACUGCUGGCGCAGAGACGACCUCCACCACAUUACGCUGGGGCCUUCUCUACAUGAUGAUGCACCCUGAAAUACAAGCCCAGUGCCAUGAGGAGAUUGACAAGAUUGUGGGAUCAGAUCGACUACCAUGCAUGGAGGACAGACACAGUCUGCCCUACCUGGAUGCUGUGAUCCAUGAGAUACAGCGCUUCAGUAACAUUAUUCCAUUCGGGGUCCCGCAUGCCACCACCACAGACGUCAAGUUACGCCAGUACUCGAUUCCAAAAGGGACGAUCAUACUGGUGAAUAUGAAAUCGGUUCUGAGUGAUGAAAAUCAUUGGAAAACCCCAUACGAAUUUAGUCCAGAAAACUUCCUUGAUGAGGAUGGCAAGUUUGUAAAGUCAGAUGCCUUCCUGCCCUUCUCUGCUGGUCCCCGUGUCUGCCUGGGGGAAAACUUAGCAAAGAUGGAGCUCUUCCUUUUCUUUGCAUCUCUUUUGCAGCAUUUUGAGUUUAUCUGGCCUGAUCUGGUCUCUCCACCAACCCUGGAUUAUAUAUUGCAGAUCACCAAGGCUCCAAAAUCUUACAAAUUGGGGCUUCAUCUCCGCAAUUGAACAUAGUUUAAAGAGUGCUGUAGUGUGUGCUGGUUUGAGUCUAUAAUGUCCAAGCACACAUGCACGCAUUGGAAAUAGAUUAUGUAAAACAACAAUACAUCACGAUAGGUGAAAGAAAUGGUAUAAAUCUGUUGUACAACAAUGAGUGAAUCAAUUUAACUUUUUCUAGUAAAUCGUUUAAUCAUAUGUUACGUUAGUUUAUAGAUAGAGAUGAUAGUUUUCUACAAACAUCUUCCAUUACUUCAGCGAAUUUGCCCAAAAAUAGUUAACCUUCAUUUCAUACAUUCUUUCACAAGUCACCCGGGGCCCGAGUACAUAAACGUAGAAAUAGAUAAUGAGACAAUGCUCCCCUGUUCAUAGUCUAUUUAUAGGUGGCAGUGAAAUUUCUGGUGACAAUUACAUUGUGACUUUUUCAAGCAUUUUAU
Lethenteron reissneri (Far Eastern brook lamprey) is the source of this 2010-nucleotide messenger RNA. RefSeq names its product cytochrome P450 2C31-like. Gene Ontology annotation, molecular function: iron ion binding; oxidoreductase activity, acting on paired donors, with incorporation or reduction of molecular oxygen, reduced flavin or flavoprotein as one donor, and incorporation of one atom of oxygen; heme binding. Gene Ontology annotation, cellular component: cytoplasm; intracellular membrane-bounded organelle. Gene Ontology annotation, biological process: xenobiotic metabolic process. Lineage: Eukaryota; Metazoa; Chordata; Hyperoartia; Petromyzontiformes; Petromyzontidae. The record is from RefSeq and is a predicted model, not a curated record.